Iphiclides podalirius (scarce swallowtail) is the source of this 447-nucleotide messenger RNA. NCBI's taxonomy places the organism in Eukaryota, Metazoa, Arthropoda, Insecta, Lepidoptera, Papilionidae. The record is from the annotation of a GenBank genome assembly.
AUGCAGCAACUCUGGUGCAUUGAGUUUUCUAGCCUCGACCCUGCUCGCCCGCUUGUUAGCGAGUACGGGUCACGACGUUUCCGUCUAGGCCGGGAAGACGCUCACGUGGUUCAAGUGCUGCACACGAACGCUGGAUUUCUGGGCGAGAGUGGAGCUGUUGGCCACGCUGACUUCUGCAUCAACGGCGGGAAGAGACAACCAGGUUGCAAAGGGCAUUUAAUGCGUAUCGCACGUUGCAGUCACUUUAUGAGCUCCUGUUACUUCGCUGCAAGUGUGAGAAAGCGAUUACAUAUCGUUGCCGUGCCAUGCGAGAGCACAUGCCCCAAGCAAGGUCGUUGGGGUAUCAGACAUGACCGAAAGUCUGUGCUGCUUGGCGAUGAAAUACCCGAUAACUCACGAGGCAUGUUUUGCGCAACUGUUGAUCAAGAAGAAGACUGCCCCUUCGAU